Exaiptasia diaphana is the source of this 1507-nucleotide messenger RNA. RefSeq lists its product as uncharacterized. Bases 313 to 837 code for a protein of 174 amino acids. The record is from RefSeq and is a predicted model, not a curated record. NCBI's taxonomy places the organism in Eukaryota, Metazoa, Cnidaria, Anthozoa, Actiniaria, Aiptasiidae. The transcript has a single exon.
AGGAUUGUCCCUUACCUGGCUGCGGAGCGAUUGCAUUAGUAAAAUUAUCAAAUCAUUUAAGUCAAGUCCACCAACUUUCACCAGAAGAACGCAAGCCUUACUUACAACAAGCAAAACUUCGAAAGUAUAGAAUAUCAAAACCAUUACGUAAACGUUGGAUACCUUUUACGGAAAAUAUUCAUAAAAUUUAACCAAGCCUGCUAUUAUAAUGCUAUAAAAGGGGGACAAUUGCUAAUCUCGGCACACACAUUUUAAGCAAGACUGCUAAAGGUGAAAGAACAACUAAACUUCUAUAUUGUACGGCAAUACAUCAUGUCUUAUUCUGGAGAUGAACAGUUGAAUUCAGAAGCCAGUCACGUCAAAAAUCAAUCUUCGACCGAUGAUGAAAGUGACAGCAUGUCUGAUUCUCAAGGAUCAGAUGAAUCUGACUCCUCGCAAGUGAGCAGUGACGAAGACGAUGACGAUGACAGCGGCAAYUGGGAACGAAUUCAAGAUGAAGCAAGAGAGCGUCACAAAAACAAAUUUGAAACACUAGUUCGUCAUUAUGAGCAAGAAGGGGAGAGUCACGAGGUUGCUGAAGCUAAAGCAGAAAAUGAUUUACUCCCAACAUACAGAAAAGAGUUUCGUAAAGUACUGUUUGAGUAUCUUAAGUGGAUACAUGAUUUAAGGAAAAACUACAUUUUUCGCCAAAUUAUGAAAACAAAGCAAGAUUUAAUGGAUGUGGAUGGGUUUCAAUGGGAAGAGGCAAUGGAGGCAGCUAUUCACAAACGAAAGUUUAUGCUCAAUAAACUAUUUCAACAUAUUGAAAUACCCGACAAUGUUGAUGUUGAAAUGUAAAUUUUUAAUUGAAAAGAUUUUGAAUAAAACUAUUCAGUGUUUCAGUUGAGUUGUUAUCAAAUUUAUUUUGUUUUUCCGUUAGUGCAUUUUGUGUCUCAGCGCGUUGUUUUCCCGUAAACUAUAAUAUCGGAAUUUCGUGUCCACGCGUGUUGAACAUGCUUAUACAUUGAAAUCAAAUUAACAUGUCUUUAGAAAGAUCCCUCUUGUCCCACCUGUCCCGUGUGUCCCCGCUUUGUUCCCUUUCUUCCCUCGUGUCCUUCGAUUAUUCCCGACUGUCCCCCUUCUUAGCCUUUUCGUCCCCCUUUAAAAGCAAUAUGUAGGGGGACAAAUGGGCUAAGAAGGGGGACAGACGAAACGCGUUAGAAAUUAAAAAGUUUUACAACUACUCAAAGAGUUCUCCUUGGUGCUGCUCACUAGUCUAAGUUAAAAAAAAAAAAAAGCGCUAAUCGCAUGGUCCCCAAAUUAUUUACGUAAUAAUAACAUUAGUCACGACGUUGUUAUAUACACGUCCCUUUAAACAGCAUAUGUAAGCUUUUAGUCACUUCCUUAGGAAGUUGUAAAUCACGUUUACAUUAUUAUAUAUUGCUGUACUAUAGUUGUAAAAAUCAUUCCCUGAAGAAGUCUCCGUUAAGAGACGAAACGCGUUGGAAAUUAAAAAGUUUUACAACUA